Molecule: messenger RNA, 1938 nt
Organism: Danio rerio (zebrafish)
Lineage: Eukaryota; Metazoa; Chordata; Actinopteri; Cypriniformes; Danionidae
Gene: enpp4
Product: ectonucleotide pyrophosphatase/phosphodiesterase 4
Cellular component (GO): plasma membrane
Molecular function (GO): bis(5'-adenosyl)-triphosphatase activity
Source: RefSeq, marked provisional
AAUCAUGUUAUGACGUCAUGCAGGCAUUGUGUUUGAGGAAGCGCCAGAGAAACCAACUGCAUCAGAUCCCGAACAUACCUGACUUUAUUUAUUUUAUCAACAUCAUCGAGGAUUUUAAUGUAGCUAGAAUAUACAGUAACAGCGUCUCGGGACGAAAAGUGCAGAAAGCGAGUGCCACGUGUUCGCCACAGGAUGCAGAUCAGCGCUUAUCUCUGCGCUCUCAUCGCCUGUUGUGGAUUAACUCUAUCUGCGCCGACCGCAAACAACAAAUCAAGCAGUGAAGCUCCACCGCUCCUACUAGUGUCCUUCGACGGCUUCCGCGCAGACUAUCUCAACAAAUACUCGUUUCCCAACCUCGAAAAGUUCUUCUCAGAUGGCGUGCUCGUACACGAGCUGACCAAUGUGUUCACCACCAAAACCUUUCCCAAUCAUUACAGUCUGGUCACAGGGCUGUACGCAGAAAGCCACGGGAUGCUGGCCAGUAUCAUGUACGACCCAGUGGCCAAAAAACAUUUCUCCAUUAAAAACGACAGCGACCCUUUCUGGUGGGACGAAGCCACUCCGAUAUGGGUGUCCGUGGAGGAGUCUGGAUAUCAUGCAGCAUCCGCUAUGUGGCCUGGAUCGGAUGUCAAUAUCCAAAACCACACAUUAAAAUACACAUUUAAAUACGACUCUAGGGUUAGCUUCAAAGAAAGACUGGGAAACAUCACGCAGUGGAUGACCACUGAUAAAUCGCUGAAGUUUGCCUCUCUGUAUUGGGAAGAGCCGGAUUUUAGUGGUCACACAUAUGGGCCGGAUAAUACGACAGAGAUGGCCAGGGUUUUGAAAGAGGUGGAUGGACAUGUUGGUUAUUUAAUGGAGGAGCUGGACAGAAUGGAAUUAUGGGGGAAGAUAAACGUCAUCAUCACUAGUGAUCAUGGUAUGGCCCAGUGUUCGGAAGAGCGGAUCAUUAGGCUGGAUGAUUGCGUCAGUCCUAGCAGCUACACACUGGUUGAUCUCACUCCUGUGGCUGCUAUUAUACCACUGGAAGAUAAAACAACUGUGUACAACAACCUGUCCAGCUGUCAUGUUCACUUGAAGGCGUACAUGAAGAAUGAUGUUCCCGAUAGGCUGCACUAUAAAAACAAUGAAAGGAUUCAGCCAAUCAUUUUAGUGGCGGAUGAAGGCUGGACGAUUGUCAAAAAUGGCAGACUUCCACGAUUGGGAGAUCAUGGCUAUGACAACACGCUUCCCAGCAUGCACCCUUUCCUGGCCGCCCAUGGUCCUGCAUUUCGUAAAGGUUAUAAGAUGUCGAGUUUUAACAGCGUGGAUCUUUAUCCACUCAUGUGUCAUCUCAUUGGGAUCCCUCCAAAGGCUAACAAUGGCAGCUUCGCUCACGUUCGCUGUACACUAGUCAACGAGCAGUGCGGAGAGCUAGCGUUAGCAGUGGGCCUCGUCAUGGGGGUUUUAAUAAUCCUGACCACCUUCACUUGUCUAUUCAAGCUGAUGAAGAACAGGAAUGUUUCUUCUCCACGUCCGUUCGCCCGUUUGGAGUUGGACGAUGAUGGUGAUGACGAACCUUUACUUGAAUGAAUCGACUUAUUAGACGCAGGUACGGUUUUUAAUUGUGAGUUUUUUAAAGCACAUGUCAAAUAUUUAAGGGAUAGUUCACACAAACAUUUUAAAAAAGUCAGGAUUUUCUGGUUAAAUGCUAACUUUAUGUUCAGAUGAAUUUUUUUUUAGAUGAUGAAAUGGUGCAGAGCUGACAAUCAUAUUAAAGCUGUAAGGGAGAAAUUGAACCUGUAGAGCCAGUAAAAUACACUGAAUUCAUAAAAGUGAUUGGUCAUUAUUAGUACUGUACCAAAUAAUAUGAUAAAGACAUUAUACACAGGUGUUGAGUUAGAAUACUUUACAUGUCUUGGCUUUAAAAUGUUUAGUGCUUCCUUGUCUUAACUAGGU